Messenger RNA from Colletes gigas, 2814 nucleotides. RefSeq names its product serine-rich adhesin for platelets-like. Gene Ontology annotation, biological process: DNA recombination. The record is from RefSeq and is a predicted model, not a curated record. NCBI's taxonomy places the organism in Eukaryota, Metazoa, Arthropoda, Insecta, Hymenoptera, Colletidae. Gene Ontology annotation, molecular function: DNA strand exchange activity; DNA binding. The transcript is spliced from 4 exons. Bases 1 to 2814 code for a protein of 937 amino acids.
AUGGCACUUGUAGUAGUAGCGUCUUCAGCAAGUCCAUUAUUGGCAAGUGCUGAUUCUAUUACGAAUCAAGAAUCGAAUACUACUAAUAGCUCUACUGUUCAAACAGGGAAUAGUGAAACUAUUUAUGAAAAUCCGCAAACCGGUGAAAUAUAUACUUCAACUGAAGUUAUCAAGCCUGCAGAUAAAAAUAGUGUAGGAUUACGUUCUGCUUCAGCAAGCCCUAUUUCUGUAGGGAUACUUUGGAAGUACAACACGAAAGCAAGUGGUACACUUUUGAGAAAUACAUUUAGAAAAUGUGCUACAGCAGAAGGAGCAGUCGGAGUUGUGGCAGCAGUUGCAGCGGCAGGUUUAGAAACAGGUCCAGUAGAUUUAGCUUUAGCUGCUUUAGUCGGAGUUGGUACUGUUGCAUUUCAUGGCCGAUUUACUGAGGGAGCAAAUAUGAUAAAUAGUCAUCCAAAUUCUGGUAGAAUCUAUAUGUACCUUGACCAUACAACUUACGAUAAAAUCAGUGGAAAAACUACCGAAAGACCCCAACUAAAAACAAUGUUAGAAUAUAUCCGAGAGGGUGAUAUUGUUGUGGUGGCGGAAUUAGACCGUUUAGGAAGAAGCAGUAAAGAUCUUACAACGAUCAUGAACGAGAUACAACAAAAAGGAGCCACCUUGGAGGUUCUCAAUUUACCCUCUAUGAAUGGGAUUGAGGAUGAAAAUCUUCGAAGAUUGAUCAAUAACCUAGUCAUAGAAAUCUAUAAGUAUCAGGCUGAGUCAGAACGAAAAAGAAUACGAGAACGCCAAGCCCAAGGAAUUGCCCUUGCUAAACAAAAGGGUCGUUUUAAAGGCGGAAAAAGAAAAUAUCAAGAAAAUGAUCCCCGUCUUCAACUUGCAUUUAAACUCUUUUUAGAGGGAGCUACAGAUAAAGAAGUAGAAGAAAAAACAGGAAUCAAUCGCAGAACUUUCAAGCGCUAUAGGUCACGAUAUGGAGGUGGCGCGAUUGCGGUACCAAUGAUUAAAGCAGAUAGCACAAGCACAGGAGAUAGUCAGGCGAAAGAGGUUGACAGUAGUAACCAGUUAUUAGUUUCACAAAGCAAGACUGUUAUUCCAAAUAUGAUAGGUACAUCAAGAGCCUCUGAUCGGGAAGUUCAUGUUGAUGGUGCUGAUUUAUCAAAAUACUUCACAACAAAUCGGUCUGCCAGUAUUUCUGGAAAUGUGGCAACGCUAACGAAGGACUACAGAAGUCAAGUAGGAAAUAUAGUUUUAAACACAAAAAUUGACCUACUUGAAAGUUUUAAUAUUCAAGGUAAAGUGAAUUUAGGUAAUAAGAGUCAGAAAGCUGGGGGAGCAGAUGGAGUAUCGUUUAUAUUCCAACCUGGAAAUACCUCUGUAAUAGGGCAACAUGGUGGCGCCAUGGGGCUUGGGGGUACAAAAGGUGCUUUUGGGUUCAAACUAGAUACUUUCUGGAAUGCUCCUGGAACUGGCUAUGGUGCUGACCCGUUGCAAUUUCAAGGAUCAAAUACUACUGGUAAGGGAGUGGCUUUUGGGGCUUUUGUAAAAACUGAUGAAUCUGGAACAACUGUAACUGAAUCUGAAGGAGCAUUACAAAUAUCAGAGCCAUCUAACAAUAAUUUUAUACCAAUUAGUAUUACCUACGAAACACAAAAUAAUAUACUUACUGUUCAGUAUGAUGGGAAAACAUUUUCGAAAGACCUCACUGCUUGGUUAGGAAAUAAUAAAAGCAUGUCUUUUGCUAUAGCAGCCUCUACAGGUGUAGGUCACAAUUUACAACAGUUUCAACUGGACAGUUUUGAUUAUGUUGAAGCUGAAGGAAAAGUUGUACAACACUAUGUUGACACAAAUGGGGCCACUAUUUCUCCUGACGAGGAUCUUUUAGGAAAACUAAAAGACCCCUGGACCUCAAGUCCAAAGACGGUUAGCGGAUACGUUUUUGAAUAUUCUAAAGGCAAGACUUCAGGCUUGUUUACUGCAGAUGAUCAAGAAGUAACACAUGUAUAUAGAAUAGAAACAACAAGCGAGAGCGAUAGCGCUUCGACUUCUGAAUCGGAUUCAACAAGUAGCUCUAUUUCUAUGAGUGACUCAGCUUCCCAAAGUGAUAGCGAUUCUAUAAGUGAUUCAGAAUCACAGAGUGAUAGUAUCUUUCCGUCUCAAUCAGAUAGUGAUUCUAUGAGUGACUCCGUUUCAGGUAGCAUUUCCCUAAGUGAUUCAGAAUCACAGAGUGAUAGUAUCUUUCCGUCUCAAUCAGAUAGUGAUUCUAUGAGUGACUCCGUUUCAGAUAGCAUUUCCCUAAGUGAUUCAACUUCAAUCUCUGAUAGUGAGUCAAUGAGCGAUAGUAUGAGUGACUCCGUUUCAGAUAGCAUUUCCCUAAGUGAUUCUGCUUUGAUCUCUGAUAGUGAGUCAACGAGUGAUAGUACGAGUAACUCCGUUUCAGAUAUUAAUUCCCAAAGUGAUUCUGCUUCGAUCUCUGAUAGUGAGUCAAUGAGUGAUAGUAUGAGUGACUCCGUUUCAGAUAGUGAUUCAACAUCCGAUUCCGUUUCAGACAGCAAUUCCUUAAGUGAUUCUGCUUCGAUCUCUGAUAGUGAGUCAAUGAGUGAUAGUAUGAGUGACUCCGUUUCAGAUAGUGAUUCAACAUCCGAUUCCGUUUCAGACAGCAAUUCCCAAAGUGAUUCUGCUUCGAUCUCUGAUAGUGAGUCAAUGAGUGAUAGUAUAAGUGACUCAGUUUCAGAUAGUAACUCAACAUCUGAUUCAACAGUAACUCAACGUCUGACUCCGUUUCAGACAGUAAUUCAACAUCUGAUUCAGUAA